CUCAGCUGUGCGGCUGCUGAGGGGAGGGAGCUGGGACAAUAACAGCAGCAUAGAGAGCGGAGUGUACAGAGCAGUGUGUCCGCUCUCCUUCCCUCAUGAGCACAGCCCGGCUCUCAUACACCCGCCGCACUCUGCCCGCCCCACACACUGCCCAGGGAUGAGAAAGAGAGCCGAGUCUGGGGCCCGGGAACAUGACAGCUACGGUGCCGCUCCGCUGGACAGGGAGUGCCGCCUGAAGAACCUGAGGAUACCGGGGACAAAGGGGCCGGACUGCGACACCACCAAGGGGAUGAAGAGGUUCGGCAGGCGCUAUGGCUUGUGGUCCCGGUUACGAAUGUUUCUUAUUGCACUAGUUGGCUUCUAUAUAGCCAUUCCAUUCCUUGUAAAGAUAUGUCCUGCAAUACAAACUCAGCUGGUCUUUUUAAAUUUAGUGAGGUUUCCAUAUUUUAUUGACCUAAAAAGGCCUCAUGAUCAAGGGUUAAACCACACCUGCAAUUUUUACUUGGAACCAGAAGAAGAUGAAGCUAUUGGUGUCUGGCACACCGUUCCUGCAGUGCUUUGGAAAGAUGCUCAGGGAAAGGACCUGGCGUGGUACGAGGAAGUGAUGUCUACAAACUAUCCUGUCAUUCUUUACUUACAUGGGAAUGCAGGCACAAGAGGAGGUGAUCACAGAGUACAACUAUACAAGGUCCUCAGCACAAUGGGUUUUCAUGUCAUUUCAUUCGACUACAGAGGAUGGGGUGACUCCGCUGGUUCUCCUUCAGAGACUGGUAUGACCUAUGAUGCCCUUCAUGUCUUUGACUGGAUCAAGGCCAGAAGUGGGGACAAUCCUGUGUACAUCUGGGGACACUCUUUAGGAACAGGUGUUGCCACAAACUUGGUGAGGAGGUUGUGUGAAAGAGAAACCCCUCCUGAUGCCCUGGUCCUGGAAUCACCUUUUACAAACAUUCGAGAAGAGGCAAAAAGUCAUCCUUUUUCUGUGGUGUACAGAUAUUUCCCAGGUUUUGAUUGGUUUUUCCUCGAUCCCAUCACAGCAAGUGGCAUCAAGUUUGCCAACGAUGAAAAUGUCAAAUACAUAUCAUGCCCACUGCUGAUACUCCAUGCAGAGGAUGACCCUGUGAUCCCAUUUCAUCUAGGAAGAAAGCUUUACAACAUUGCUGCCCCAGCAAAGAGUUUACGUGAUUACAAAGUGCAAUUUGUCCCUUUCCACAAAGACCUUGGAUACCGGCACAAAUACAUAUAUAAGAGUCCAGAAUUACGACAGAUAAUAAGGGAUUUCCUUGGCAGUGCCCAGGAGCAGCAAUAGACCAACUACAUGAAACAGGCUGGAUAUUUGUAUGUGGUUUGGGGGCAGCAAUAUGAUUCCAGUGUAUCAAUGAAAAAGCAGGAGUUUGAGAGCUACCGUGUCAGUGCUUGCUCCCGCUUUCCCAUUGGAUAUAAUCCAUUCCUUUGUCCCUAGGGUACAACUACCAAACAAGGGUGUGACCCCCCCCUAUGUAUGUUUGUACAUUUUGCCUGCAUCUCUCAGACUAUAAUGGGACAUUUUGUGUUUUUAAAGCAGCUAAUGCAGAACCUGAAAAGCCAACAGACAGCACCAAAAGAGCAAUCUGGCUGUAGGUGAGAUGUCUGUUACAUUUGUGUCCCCACUUUGGCAGGACUUGGAUAAAGUUACUGAUGGUAAUCAAAAUUCUUAAAUGAUAACUGAAAGAGCUGCAGUUUUACACUGCGGGACUUAAGUCCAGUUGCCAUUAUCAACGCAAUAAUUUUAAAGGUUAUGCAUGUUAGAAUUUACACUGUCGUUCUGUUAGCAGAUAACCAGUACUUUCUGCUUUACCAGAUAAUCCAUAGAUGUGUGUGAUUGUGUGGAAGGUGAGGGUAAUCAUUUUAUACAAGGGAUUAAUGUUCUGCAUCCUUUGUGAAAGAAUAUGAUAGAUGCAGGACUUUUAAAUAGUCAGCUGUGUACAUAGGAUGAGCUUAUCGCACUGAGAUUGUGGAGCUUUUUUGUUUUAUUAGAGACAAUGCUUUAGUUUAUCAUAAAUCCAUAGUGUGACCUUUUUUUACUUGGAUUAAGUCGAAGACCUAUAACUUCAGCUGACAGCUUUGUAUAUUAUACAUUCUGUGGAUUAGAGCCAUGGUUGGCUAAAGCCCACAUAAGAGCUGCCUAACCAGAAAAGUUUUUUUGUUUUUUUUAGCUUCCAUUGUAUGACAUAUUUAUAUUAAUAGAAAUAACCCAAUUCCCGGGUCUUUCUUAAAAGCACUCCUCGCUGCACUGAUAUAGAGCUGUUACUGAUGAACACAUCAUACAUAUCCUUUUUUUUUUUUUUUACAUAUUGGUAUGAGAUUUGUUAUAUGGAAUGCCUGAGAAAUACAUUAACGCUCUAUUGAGUAUUGGGCUUCACAAAUUAACUCCUGCUAUAGCCACAAUUCUUCUGAGCCUUUUUUUAGUCUCAUCAGCAGAGUUUCUUACACUGGCAUUGCAUAUUUAUAAGCUGACUUGGAAGAAAGGACCAUUUAACUUAUUGCAAAUAAUAGCACCAUGUACAAAAUGUGACAGAAACAGCCCUGGUGUUCAUUAAGUAUCUAAAAUGAAAUAUCUAAGACGGUACAUCUACAAUAGAGCCUGUGCUUGUGUUCUGCUUUUCCUCUUCUGUCCAAACAGUGCUUUGCUCAGGUGUGAUACAUCAGGGCAUUUUGGAUUGGACCACAGUGAUGUCUACUUGGGAUGAGCAGCUAGAUUUGGAGGUUUAGGAAACUCUUUGAACAAGAGGACAGUGGACACCAAAUUUCUGGAUGUCGGAUUUCUGUGUUGAUUAAUCUGGAUCGCCAUCGCCGUAAGAGUUCUACCAUAACAAAACAGAAUUUCCCUUGGUGUUAUAGGCAUCUUUGGCUACACAAGUCCAUUUUCCCCACAAUAGAUACUGAGCAAUAAACUGAGUGUGGAUCAGGAAAAUGUACUUCUGCAACAGAUACACUGCUAAAAGGUACACAUAGAACAGUUUGCACUACUAAUUAUAUGAGUUUGUCUUUAUUUUCCUAAGAAUUUACUUGAAAUAACUUGUGGCAUCAAGAAGGAUCUUAUAUAUUCAGAAAUCAGAACAUAUAUCUUUUCUGUUUAACAUGCUAGUUAUUUUAAUUUUGUGCUACAGUGUGAAUGUUAAAAUCUUGUGGUUUUAAAAUAAACAUCAAUUAUUAAGUGAUCUGGAA
Molecule: messenger RNA, 3204 nt
Organism: Rana temporaria (common frog)
Lineage: Eukaryota; Metazoa; Chordata; Amphibia; Anura; Ranidae
Gene: ABHD12
Product: abhydrolase domain containing 12, lysophospholipase
Exons: 13
Coding region: 158-1306 (382 amino acids)
Biological process (GO): phosphatidylserine catabolic process; monoacylglycerol catabolic process
Cellular component (GO): endoplasmic reticulum membrane
Molecular function (GO): monoacylglycerol lipase activity; phosphatidylcholine lysophospholipase A1 activity
Source: RefSeq, a predicted model, not a curated record